UCUCUCGUUUACCUUCUCUCUCUAAAUCUCCUCUCUUUCUCUCUCCUCAAUAUACACGAUUUAUCCUCUUUCUAGUGAGAUCUGUCUCCUCCAUUGCAUAUACAUUUGUCUAAACGUAUGCCUCUCUCCGUUUCCUGAUACCUUUAAAAGCCCACUUCACCCACCUCAUUCACUCACAUACCAAUUCUCAAUCACUCUCUUUGAUGAGAAUCACAAGCCCCUCUUCUUCUUCUUCUUCCACCCUGCAUGAAACCAUUCAAUUGAAACUCGAGUUCAUCUAACCUUUUCCACCCCCACAGUUCUCUCUUUCUCUCUCUUUCUCUUUCUCCAUAUAUAUACAUAUAUAGCUAUCGUUCUUUUUUUCUCUCUCUUCCUUCAAUGGUACCACCAGAAGGCAUGCCACCAACACCGAACGAGCAUGAGGUCACUGAGGGCCGCAAAACGACGAGGCCGCCACCGGAGCAAGGUGUGAAGUGCCCGAGAUGUGACUCACCAAACACCAAGUUCUGCUACUACAACAACUACAGCCUCACUCAGCCCAGGCACUUCUGCAAGACCUGCAGAAGGUACUGGACCAACGGGGGUGCCUUGCGCAACGUCCCAAUAGGAGGGGGUUGCAGGAAGAACAAAAAGGUGAAACCUUCUUCCUCCGCUUCACCCUCCUCCAGACUCUCCUGUGACCCCAAAGACUUCAAUUUUCAUGGUCUCACAGUUCCACCUUCCGUUGACUUCAACCUGGGAGGGAUACCCUUUCCCCCCAGGCUCACUGCUUUCAACACUCAAAACCUCCCAACACCCCCCACUGGGGUCUUCAACCAGUUCUCUUCUUUUGGGGACGUGGCAUCGUCUUCCACCACUUCCCUUUCUGCUUUGUCUGCCUUCCAGCUUGACCCCCCUGCUGCUGCUGCUGCUGCUGUUUCAAACCCUCUCUUGGGUCUUGUUCCGCCCAACCCUGACCUCUGGGCUCUACGUAGGUCAGAGAGGGCCUCACUCUCUGAUCCUUUGAACAGUGCAAUGCAAACCCUGCAGACCAUGGAAGCCAUGAACGUUCACGGCAGCCUUGCCUCUUCAAUUGAGUCGCUCAGCAACAUCAACCAGGACUUGCACCUGAAGCUGCAGCAGCAGCGCAUGGCGACAAUGAUGUUCGGUGGGGACAGCCAGAAAGGUGAGAGCAGCGUUGCGCUGAAUGGGUUUGGGAAUCAGAAGCUGCUACAACCGGUUUCGUUUCAGAACCUUGCGAUUUCGAAGCCAGAGAACUUGCCAGCUGGCAGUUCCAUAAAUGGUGGUCCAAGUGGGGAGACAGUUACUGCAGCACCCACUGAAUGGUUCUUUGGGAAUUCCUUUCCCUCAGUGUCUCCUUCAACCAGCAAUGGUGGUGCCAAUGUUAACCACAUUAGCAACGAUGCAAACAACAACAACAACAACUGGACCGGUGCCCUUGCCUGGGGUGAUUUGCCGCACCAACCAUACACCGCUUUGCCCUAGAUUUCACUAAGGAGGACUUAUAGAGUUGGAGGUAGAGCUGCGUUUUUUCAAUCUUGCAAGGAGAAGGAAGAAGCUAUAAUUAGUAGAUAGGACAAAUCUAUAAUUGUCUAAAAUCCCUUAGUUGCAUCUUUUAAUUGCUUAAUUAGGUAGUUUUCUUCUUUGUGUUUCCUUCAAAUCAUCAUAUCAUAUCGUAUAUCAUAUAUGUAACAGAAAGCAUAGUUAAAUUUCAGAACUGUAAGAACAUAACUAUGUGUUCAUAUAUACUCAUAUCAAUUGAAAUAGUUGUUGUUCAA
Molecule: messenger RNA, 1778 nt
Organism: Vigna unguiculata (cowpea)
Lineage: Eukaryota; Viridiplantae; Streptophyta; Magnoliopsida; Fabales; Fabaceae
Product: dof zinc finger protein DOF5.7-like
Biological process (GO): regulation of DNA-templated transcription
Molecular function (GO): DNA-binding transcription factor activity; DNA binding
Source: RefSeq, a predicted model, not a curated record